AUGGAUAAGCAAGUGUUGCUCUUUACCCUCCUCAUGUUCUUCCUCUUCACCAUUUUCAAAGCUGAUGUUGCAUCUUCCUCAUGUCCCUUGGAUCUCAGUUAUGUUGAGACCUUUCCAUGGGACACUUCAUCCUGCAGAGAUCCAAUUGAUACACAACACUGUUGCGAAACUCUGCUCACCCUCUUUGGCAUAGGGCUUGCUCAACACCUCAAAGAAACUUCCUUGUUUCAACUUCCUGAUGAAAACACUUCCUCCACUUGCUUAUCUGAUUUCAAAGUCAAGCUUUCAUCUAUGUCAAUUCAACCAUCUUUGGUCCCUUCUUGCUUCCAUAACUCAACCCAGUUUGUUACUAACUCUUCUAGUUGUGCAGGUAUAAUAACUACCAAAGAUUGGAAGCAAAAAGUAGGUAUGUUGAGUUCAUUAGACACUUCUUGUAAAGGGGACAUGAAUGAUCAAACUCGAUGCAGUAUUUGCAUCGAUGCUGGCUUGAAAGUUACUUCUCAGUUGACUAGUAUUGAUCCAAAAAAUGCCACAAAGUGUUUUUAUUUUACAAUCUUAUAUGCUGCAGCUGUUGUUAAUCAGUUUGGUCCUACAGAUGUUGGCACAGCUAGUUGCAUACUUGGCUUGCCACUGUCUAAGGGUCAUCACAUACAUGAUAGUAGUGGUGGUAGAGAGUGA
This is a messenger RNA of Gastrolobium bilobum, 678 nucleotides long. Its product is annotated as probable receptor-like protein kinase At1g11050. The record is from RefSeq and is a predicted model, not a curated record. The coding region runs from base 1 to 678 and encodes 225 amino acids. The transcript has a single exon. Lineage: Eukaryota; Viridiplantae; Streptophyta; Magnoliopsida; Fabales; Fabaceae.